This is a messenger RNA of Zymoseptoria tritici IPO323, 2583 nucleotides long. RefSeq lists its product as uncharacterized. The transcript has 2 exons. NCBI's taxonomy places the organism in Eukaryota, Fungi, Ascomycota, Dothideomycetes, Mycosphaerellales, Mycosphaerellaceae. The record is from RefSeq and is a predicted model, not a curated record. Bases 1 to 2583 code for a protein of 860 amino acids.
AUGUCGGCCAUUCUCCUCUCGAAGGCCGCUUGGCGAAGAGGCUACGACUGGCCUGGUCCGGAGGGUCGACCACAAUAUGUUGGAAAAGGCAAGAGGAGACAAAAGGUUGUGGUGGAGUCAUUGCCUACCAAGUUCCUUGGGACAACACAGGCAGACUCGGGAGUGAUUGUAAUGCAAGAUGCAAAUGAGGAGGAAUUGCCAAAGAACCCGGCAUCCAAACACCUGGUGUUCAAUCAGCCAGCCGGCGACGAAGAGAAGCUCAGCGCGCAGGACAUCGAAAGCGAGGUCAAGGCGAAGAAUGCUAUUCCCAAGCAGGAGGAUGUCUACGCUUCGAUCGAAGCUUUACGAGUGGAGGUUGCAGCGGCCACGACGAUCGUGGACAACGCAACAUUCGAGGCUCUGAGGAAGAAAUUGACGGACAGAUAUACCGCCGGCCAACUGUCAACAUAUCUGGUCCGUUCCCUCACUCCAUCUACAACCACUAGAGGCAAACAGAAAGCAUCAUACGUCAAAAGCAAAUUGCAGGAGCUCGGAAGCUCUCAUUGGCGCGCUGGAAAGACGCCCAUAUCCCAGCGUCCCUCUGGAGUGCUGAAGAAAGCUCCGAGCAACAAGCAACAGUUUGCCGAGAAAAUCUUGCGUCUGAGCUGGUGGAUGACGAUCGAAACAGAAGAGAAAGAGAUCGGAGAGAUUGAAUUGCAUCUCCAACCUUGGCAGAUGUCUCUGCUCUUCGACCCUGUAUCAGACAGUGACCGUCCUUACUACGAGAGGUUCAUCGACUCGCACAGCCUCGUCUCGCAGACCUCUAUCGAGCCACAUCGACCUGCCAGCAUCAUGAGGGUCACAGGCCGUCGCAGAGAUGCCGAGGAAAUUGUACGUCGAGUCAAUCUUGAGCUGGUCAACGCUUCGCACCUCGAGUGGAAUCUGAAGCCACAUGUACCCUCACCGUCAGGAGCUGGUCAAGGCUGCGAGACGUCCUCUCACUUCCGACACGAGGACGUCAGAUACGUUGCACGCCUUACCAGAUCAGCCAUCAUGUUCGGAGAUGAUGGCAAGGUGUCAAUUCACAGCAGGAUGCGAGACGACACGAUCAACGCUCGACGGUUGCUCCUCUCACUGUUGCCAAACAAAAGUGCGACGACUGAAAGUGUGUCCAUGGCUGUCGAAGAGGCUGUCAUCUCCCACAGUCAUGCUAAGAAUGCUAUUGUGGCCCUUCCUUCUGGUCCCGCUUCAUCUGGCCUUCAGCGACGCUAUCACAAUCUCGAUCUCGUUCGGCAAGUCAAACCGGGUUCCGUCGAUGGAGAGAAGAACGCAUCGAACGAAGACAUCCCAAAGGCGCUGCACUCCAGACUGGAGAAGGCCGUGAUAAAAGUCGCUCAGGAAUUGGAUCAGAUCAAGCGUGGAAUAUCUGAUUAUGAGGUCACAGCGAACUCAUACUGGCGUCGAUCAUCAGAAGUGUCACAACCAGAUUGGAAAGUGCACUUCCGCCGCCUGCUGCAGGAAAAGGAAUCAUCGGCCUCGAAUCCCAAAGAGUCACUAGAGACCACUCCUUCAAGGUCUACAGCUCCACAUUCUCGACAACUCAUCGUCCAAAGCACUGUCCCAGGCAUCGAGACGGCGCUGUCGUACUUUUCUCCACUCGACGAUGUCGACCCGAAGAAGUCAUCCUCCACAAGCCUGCAAUCUGACAACAAUCGCCAACCCGAGAACAAAAAGCAAGCCCCUUUCAUCAUGGCCUACUUCACUCCCGCCGUCUCCAAUCCUCACUCCUCUGCAUCCCUUCCUUCCCUCGCCAUGAGCUUCCACUUCAGACCCUCCCGCAGCGGCAGCACCGGCGAUCAAGACCUUCAUCUCACCAGCAUGAUCGCCACCACCUCCGAGCAGCAGCUGCGCGUGCCUCUCCCACUAUUUAGCACGGACAUCGUCUUCACUCGCAAGACUUUCCUGAAAGCUGUGGUCUACCAAGCGAUGGCGGACAAGGCGAUUCAGAAUUUUGUGUGGAGGGUGCAGAGAAGCGUGCGGAGUAAAGAAGGGGUCUUGACUGCGCCGGCAGAGUUGACUGUACGACUACCGUACUGGCUCGUUGAGGGCAAGAAGCAGGGCAAAGGAACGCAGGAUGAGAAGGAGGAAGUGCCGCCGGAUAUGCCGGUCAACUAUAUCUUCGAGCGGUUCGAGCAGAUUCAGGCGAUUCAAUUCGUGCCUGGCAGGCCGGAAGGCAAUUUGGAAGAAGUAGAUGAGGGCGUCAGGUCUGUUAUGGAACACAUGCUGCGCUCGAAGUCUCUGGCCCUGGACUAUCGCGAAGUCGAAGGCGGCGCGAUCUAUGGCAACAGCACAACGCUUUCGCUGCGUCCUUUGGAAAGGCGGGCGAAGCGGAAGGCUAAGGGGAGUGGUACCACGGACGCGGACGCCGCGCAAUGGGACGUUCAGGAUACAUCUGGAGCGCUUGGUGUUGGGUCGGAGCAGGAGGACCCGCUGCCGCAUAACUUGCAUCUGGUGGACGCUGCAUUUAAGAUGGCGCAUGUGUUGACGAGGGCUAGUGCUGGGUCGUUGAAGCGGAUGGGACAGCAGUCGAAGGAGAAACAAUAG